Messenger RNA from Epinephelus lanceolatus (giant grouper), 2744 nucleotides. RefSeq names its product nuclear factor of activated T-cells, cytoplasmic 1-like. The record is from RefSeq and is a predicted model, not a curated record. Gene Ontology annotation, cellular component: transcription regulator complex. Gene Ontology annotation, molecular function: DNA-binding transcription factor activity, RNA polymerase II-specific; RNA polymerase II cis-regulatory region sequence-specific DNA binding; transcription factor binding. NCBI's taxonomy places the organism in Eukaryota, Metazoa, Chordata, Actinopteri, Perciformes, Serranidae. Gene Ontology annotation, biological process: calcineurin-NFAT signaling cascade; regulation of transcription by RNA polymerase II; cytokine production.
AUACAGCUACACACCAAAUGUCAGCUUGUCCCUUCCACUGGGCAUGGGCAACCCUUGUCUGGCCACCCAGUACCACACCUUACAGUCCAGCCCAGUCAUCUCAGUUUCCUCUUGCCACCAGACAGGCUACAGCCUCCAAAAUGAUAACCAUGCAGCAUCAGGCUACUACCUGCCCCACGGCCUGAGACCCAGUGGGGCCCCUGCCCUGGAAAGCCCCCGUAUUGAGAUCACUGCCUACAGCCAGUAUCCCGAGGAUGAGGUUGAAGAGAGCAGCAGUGAGGACCACAUCAUCAAACGAGGCGUUAACUCCAUUGUGACGCUGACACUGCCCAAUGCCGACGGCUACCGUGAUCCCAGCUGCCUCAGCCCCGCAAGUAGCAUUUCCUCACGUAGCUGCAACUCGGAGGCGUCCUCUUACGAGUCAGGCUUCUACAAUUAUGACAACUCCCCACAGACCUCCCCCUGGCAGUCUCCCUGCGUAUCUCCCAAAGGCUCAUCAUCGCUCAUGUCUUGCCCACAUGCCAGCGGCCCUGUAGCUUCCCCUCACCAUUCACCCUCCACCUCGCCUCAGAUAGGAGCCGUGGCAGAGGAAGGCUGGCCAGCACAACCUCGUGGCUCCAGGCCUAACUCCCCUUCCUGCAGUGGAGGCGGUGGAGGCAACGGCGGUGGUGGCGGCAGCAUUGGGAAGAGAAAGUACAGCUUCAAUGGCACCACCUACCGUCAGACAUCCUGCUCGCCCAACCAGUCGCCCACCCCGUCCCCACAUGGGUCACCCAGGGUCAGCGUCACGGAUGAGAACUGGCUUGCCAACACCAACCAGUACACCAACUCUGCCAUCGUGGCCGCCAUUAACGCUCUCACCACAGAUGGAGUGGUCGACAUGGGGGAAGGAAUCCCGAUCAAGACACGGAAGACUAUGCUCGACCACUCAGCCUCCAUGAGCCUGAAGGUGGAGCCCGGUGGCGAAGUGCUGGGUCCUGAGGGGGAGCUCUGCCAUGAGGACUACCCCUCCCGCUUGGCCCUAAAGAAGGAGAACUACUGUGGAGGGUUCCUGGAUGUGCCCCAGCACCCAUACCCGUGGUCUAAACCCAAGCCUUACCUCAGCCCAUCUCUGCCAGCUCUUGACUGGCAGCUUCCGUCCUGCUCCGGCCCGUACAGCCUACAGAUUGAGGUGCAGCCAAAGUCCCACCACAGGGCCCACUAUGAGACCGAAGGCAGCCGAGGGGCGGUGAAGGCGCUGUGUGGCAGCCACCCUGUAGUACAGCUUUAUGGCUACAUGGAAAGCGAGCCGCUCACCCUCCAGCUGUUCAUAGGGACCGCAGACGACCGCCUCCUGCGACCACAUGCCUUCUACCAGGUUCACCGCAUCACUGGCAAGACCGUCUCCACUGCCAGCCAUGAAGUCAUGCAAUCCAACACCAAAGUUCUGGAGAUCCCUCUGCUGCCUGAAAACAACAUGAGAGCCAUAAUUGAUUGUGCAGGGAUCCUGAAGCUGCGCAAUUCAGACAUUGAGCUUCGCAAAGGAGAGACGGACAUCGGACGUAAAAACACGCGUGUGAGAUUGGUGUUCCGAGUGCACAUCAACCAGCCCAACGGCAGGACGGUGUCCCUACAGGUUGCUUCAAACCCCAUUGAAUGCUCCCAGCGCUCAGCUCAGGAGCUUCCCUUGGUGGAGAAACAGAGUGUGGAUAGUUACCCUGCCACUGGAGGCAAAAUGAUGCUCCUGAGCGGCCUCAACUUCCUCCCUGACUCCAAGGUGGUGUUCGUGGAGAAGGCCCAGGAUGGGCAUCAUCUGUGGGAGACCGAAGCCAAAGUUGACAAGGACUCUGUCAAAAAUAGUUCUCUUGCUGUGGAGAUCCCGCCGUACAGGAACCAGAGAAUAUCCAGCCCGGUGCAGGUUAACUUCUACGUCUGCAACGGCAAGAGGAAGAGGAGCCAGUACCAACGCUUCACCUACCUGCCUCCUAACGUGCCGAUAAUAAAGACAGAACCCAGUGAUGAAUAUGAUUCUCUGGGGACUGCUGGACUGCACAUGCAUUCAAAGCCCUAUUACAGCCAGCCCAGGCUCACUCCCAUCAUGCCUGUAGCUGAUCCCGAUGCCUGUCUGGUUGGUGGCUACGCUCCCUGCCCGCCUCGCCAUGCUGCCAUGCCAUCGUCGUCCCCCAGCUCCAGCCCCACCCUGCAUGACCUGUCCCCCGUGGCAUACAGCAAGUGCCUCCCCAACAGCCCCACCCAUGCAGCACCACUAGGCCCCGCGGUGCCCCCCAUCCAGGAGACCCCUGGCCGUCCCAGCCUCGCCCACCCAGCAUCGCCAGACCACAACACUUCCCUAGGGAUGCUUCAUUCCCAGGGCAGCCCCAACCACCUCAACAGCCCAGGGCCCCAUGGUUACCAUCCUAUCUAUGCCAACAGCAGUCCCUCAUCCUCCCCGGUAUCCCACCCUUCCACUCCCGGUGCGACUGCGGAGAGCCCGUUUGUUCAGGCCUACAGCCCCAGUCAGGCUCAGGCAGCAGCCAGCUCAGCCCAGACCGGAGGGAGCUCACCCAGCCUGUUACCCGAGGAUGCCAGCCCCCCGUCGAUGGCCAUCACCGUCAAACAGGAGCCCCAGGAACUGGACCAGAUGUACCUAGAUGAUGUUAACGAGAUCAUCAGGAACGACCUCUCCAGCAUUUCCGUGCACACUCAUGCAUAGACGUCCAGAAGUCUUCUGCAGCAACACACACACACACACACACACACACACA